This is a messenger RNA of Rhipicephalus sanguineus (brown dog tick), 1701 nucleotides long. RefSeq names its product solute carrier family 22 member 7. Gene Ontology annotation, biological process: transmembrane transport. Gene Ontology annotation, cellular component: membrane. The record is from RefSeq and is a predicted model, not a curated record. The transcript has a single exon. Lineage: Eukaryota; Metazoa; Arthropoda; Arachnida; Ixodida; Ixodidae. Bases 1 to 1701 code for a protein of 566 amino acids. Gene Ontology annotation, molecular function: transmembrane transporter activity.
AUGACCUUUCUCAUCUCGCCCAUUCUGCCGACGAAGGCGUUGCUGGUAAGCGAGUCCUUUGACUGUAACGACGCAUUCGGUCACGGCACCUUCCAGAAGCGGUUGAUGCUGCUCUGCGCUUUAGGCGCGUUUUUGGCGAACAGCCAUGCCUUGGCGUUCUCGCUGAUCUCGAGAAGCGUGGACUACAGAUGCAAGCAGCCGACGCCGCAAUCCAACAUGUCGGCAGCUGAAGAAGCGGAGCAGCUGGACCGAUGCCUCAUCUACGAAGCGGAAGGCAACGUAUCUCGCGCGGUGCCGUGCCGUGAGUGGGAGUACGACGUCGAGCGGGCGAGGACGACCGUCGUGAGCGCGUGGAACCUGGUGUGCCAGAGAAAGCUGCUCAUCGCCGUCAUGUCGGUGGUUCAGAACUCGGGCGCCGCAGUGUUCGCCCUGGUGGCUGGGUACGUGGCGGACAGCAUCGGCCGAGCGCCCGUCCUUGUCGCGGCGGCUCUGGUGCUCCUGGUCUCGGCAAGUGCGAGCUGCCUUUCCGGCGACUACGUGACGCUCGCGGCACUCAAGUUCUUCAGCGCGGGAAGCUCCACCUUGACCCUGAUUUUUUCGGCAAUUUCUCUUUUCGAGGUGACCACCCACAACAACAGACCGCUGCACGUGGCCGUGAGCGGAACGCUCGGUCUGCUGGCUUCCGACGUCUGGUAUUUCUUCAUGCUGCAAUGGAGCCUCAGGUGGGAUCUCGAACUGGCCGCAUUCAUCCUUCCAGCCCUGUUGCUGCUGCCGGCUUACCUCUCGGUCUACGAGUCACCCCGCUGGCUGGUCGCUGCCGGGCAGUGCCAGCGAGCGGAAGGCGUCGUUCUGGCCGCUGCCAACACCAAUCACUUUCCCCUGCCCAGCUCGGCGUGCCUGCUGGACAAAGUGAAGGCAGACAUGAACCGCAGCGCGGAUCGCCGGGAGACCAUUGUCGACGCACUGCUGAGCGGCAUCUCCAUCCGGCAGCGUGCCCUCAUCAUGUUCGGCUCCUUCUUCUCGAACGCGUUCGCGCUGUACGUCGUCGUGUACACCAAGGAGCGGCGGAGCAUGCCGUGGCAGCCGUACACCUCGUUCUUCUUCAACUUCACGGGCUACGUGAUCAUGCAUCUGCUCAUCAGGAAGGUCACGAUGCUCACUGUGAUCGUCUCGCUGUUCGCGGCGCUCUGCGUGGUCCAGUGCCUGUUCAUCUUGAACGUCACUGCGGGAGAAUCGGCGGUUGUCACCGAGGCACUGACCGAAGUGCACGUGGCCUUCUACUACACCGGCGGUAUCGUCUGCUUCGUCUACGUCCUGGAGCUCUUCCCGACGGCCCUGCGCGCCACGGCCAUCGGUUGGGCGUACGCCUGCGGCCGCUUCGGAGCGGUUUCCGCCAUGCUCUCCCUUCUGCUCAAGAACAUCGGCCGCGAGAACGUGGCUUUUAUAGCGGCGGAGUUUAUCCUGUUCGUUUCACUGUUGACGCUGCGCAGCCUUCCGCCCGCCACCGCGGUCGAGUGCACCAAGAUGGCGUCCAAGCGCUCCUCGCUAGCGAGCAAGCAGAACAUCGAGCGCAUGAAGAACACACUCGCCACGGUGCAGGCGGACGGGGGCAGCAAAAAAAGCAGGAUCGGCUCCGAGGGCAGCAAGACGCCGUCUUCCGUGCGAGGUGGCCGCUCCCGCCGCGCCAAGGCCAAGCAGUAG